Psammomys obesus (fat sand rat) is the source of this 4511-nucleotide messenger RNA. RefSeq names its product ral guanine nucleotide dissociation stimulator like 3 (gene Rgl3). Gene Ontology annotation, cellular component: plasma membrane. Lineage: Eukaryota; Metazoa; Chordata; Mammalia; Rodentia; Muridae. The record is from RefSeq and is a predicted model, not a curated record. The transcript has 19 exons. Bases 37 to 2166 code for a protein of 709 amino acids. Gene Ontology annotation, biological process: Ras protein signal transduction; positive regulation of GTPase activity. Gene Ontology annotation, molecular function: guanyl-nucleotide exchange factor activity.
UCGGCGGCGCCAGGGAGCAGGACGGGCACCGGGGCCAUGGAGAGGACGGCGGGCAAAGAGCUCGCCCUGGCGCCGCUCCAGGACUGGGGCGAGGAGACGGAGGACGGCGCCGUGUACAGCGUGUCCCUGCGGCGGCAGCGCAGCCAGCGCGCGACCCCGGAGCGGGCGGGAGAGCGCCAGGCGCCCACCCCGGCCGCCGACACCUUCCUGCAGUACCGCACCAGCAAGGUUCGCGCGCUGAGGGCCGCCCGGCUGGAGCGGCUGGUGCACGAGCUGGUGUCCGGAGACCGCGAGCAGGACCCUGGCUUCGUGCCCGCCUUCCUGGCCACCCACCGGGCCUUUGUGCCCACAGCCCGCCUUCUGGGCUUUUUGCUGCCGCCGCCGCCGCCGCCGCCGCCUCCUCCCGGGGUAGACAGCAAGAGGACAGAGGGACAGGAUCAGAACUUCAGCAGGAACCUGAGGGCUGUGGUUUCAGUACUCGGCUCUUGGCUGCGAGAUCAUCCUCAGGACUUCCGGGAUCCCCCUGCCCAUCAGAACCUGGGCAACAUUCGAAUCUUUCUGGGCUGGGCAGCCCCAGGAGGGGCAGAGGCCAGGGAGGCAGAGAAGCUUCUAGAAGGUUUCUUGGAGGAGGCGAAGGGAGAUCAGACGGAGGAGGAGCACCGACUGGCCUGGGCAGGCCCUCCUAGGGCUGCCCAGUCCCCCAGAGCAGAGCUCUCGGAGGACUGCUCGGAAGAGGAAGGCCCCUGUUCAGAAGGCCCAGAGCUCCUGGACUUCAGUGUGGAUGAGGUGGCGGAGCAGCUGACCCUUAUGGACGUGGAGCUCUUCUUGCGCGUGCGGUCCUGCGAAUGCCUGGGUUCCCUGUGGUCCCAGCGCGACCGGCCAGGAGCUGCAGGCAUCUCUCCGACAGUGCGCGCCACCGUGGCCCAGUUCAACGCGGUGACCGGCUGCGUGCUGGGCUCCGUGCUCGCGGCACCCGGCCUGGCGGCCUCGCAGAGGGCACAGCGCAUCGAAAAGUGGAUCCGCAUCGCCCAGCGCUGCAGGGAACUCCGCAAUUUCUCCUCCUUGCGAGCCAUCCUGUCCGCCCUGCAGUCUAACCCCAUCUACAGGCUGAAGCGCAGCUGGGGAGCGGUGAGCCGGGAGCCACUGUCUACUUUCAGGAAACUGUCGCAGAUUUUUUCUGAUGAGAGCAACCAUCUCAGCAGCCGGGUGAUUCUUUCCCAGGAGGAGGCCGCUGAGGGACCACAAGAUGAUGACCGCCCAGCAGGGAGCCUGCCAGCAAAACUGCCCCCGGGUCCUGUCCCCUACCUUGGCACCUUUCUCACGGACUUGGUUAUGCUGGAUACAGCCUUACCGGAUACGUUGAAGGGAAAUCUCAUCAACUUUGAAAAGAGAAGGAAGGAGUGGGAGAUCCUGGCCCGAAUCCAGCAGCUACAGCAACGCUGCCGGCACUACAGCCUGAGCCCCCGCCCUGCCAUCCUGGCUGCCCUUCGAGCCCAGCGCCAGCUCAGCGAGGAGCAGAGCUACCGGGUCUCCCGUGUCAUCGAGCCACCAGCGGCCUCCUGCCCCAGCUCCCCGCGCAUCCGGCGGCGGAUCAGCCUCACGAAGCGCCUUAGUGCGAAGCUGUCCCGGGAGAAGAGCUCAUCCCCCGGUGGGAGUCCCGGGGACCCGUCCUCACCCACCUCCAGUGUGUCCCCGGGGUCCCCACCAUCCAGUCCCAGAGACCGAGAUCCUCCUCCUGGCAGUCCUCCAGCCUCCCCAGGGCCGCACGGCCCCAGCACCAAGCUGCCUCUGAACGCGGACCCACCAGGGGCCUUGACCCUGAGCAGCUCUCGAAUUCCCCUCCUCGGGCAGCAGACCUCAGAGGCCCGCGUCAUCCGAGUCAGCAUCGACAAUAACCAUGGCAACCUGUAUCGGAGCAUCUUGCUCACUUGCCAGGACAAAGCCCCCAGCGUGGUGCAGAGAGCCCUGGAGAAGCACAAUGUGCCCCAGCCCUGGGCCCGUGACUACCAGCUCUUCCAGGUCCUACCUGGGGACAGAGAGCUCCUAAUUCCGGACAGUGCCAAUGUCUUCUAUGCGAUGAGCCCAGCUGCCCCUGGUGACUUCUUGCUGCGUCGGAAAGGUCGGAAAGAGGGGACACGGCACACACCCUCUGCCCCCCCAACCUGAAGCACUGCCCUCCUCAUUCUGGGGCACAGAUGCAGCACACAGAUUGGAACCUGGCUGCUACCACCAUCAAAGUAGGGGCCUAUUUCCUGGAGAGCCUCCAUCUCCCAAUGAAGACAUUUUGCUCUCUAUCCCGGGAACCCCCCAACAUGAAGCCAUUGGACCCACCUCUCUGAUUCCCUGGGCACUUGACCAUUGUUUCAAAAACAUGAGUGUAUGAGAAGAGUAUAAAACUAGGAAAACCCAAGAGCCCUAAGAGCUGGGAGCUUUGCUAGAAGCUCUUUCCCAGCAUGCCCUGGACCCUGGAUGGCUUCUCUGCACUCCCCAGAAUAAAGCUCCUAAGGGGUUUUGGACUAGAAGGUGCAGUUCAGAUCCUAACCCAUGGCAGGCAAGGCUUCAGUACCCAUAAUCCCAAGGAAUCAGAAGGAUCAGGACUUCCUCAUCCUUGGCUACAUAGUGAGUUCAAGGCAAACCUGGGCUACGUCAUGAGAUUCCAUUCAAAAACAAUCAGACAGAACCCAAGGAAAGGUUGGAAAGGUCAUAACCAGGCUCAGGUUGUUCGCCGCCUCCGUUUAGGAGGUGCUGCCCUGCUUUUCUGUCAGGAGUGAGGAAAUGGGAAGAAGGAGGAGCUGGCUCUCUCCUGAGAAUACAGGCAGUGGGAGUGUGCCUGUCACCUCAGCCCUGGGGAGGUGGAGGCUGAGGGAUCUUGAGUUCAUGGUCAUUUCAGCUGUAGUGAGUUCCAGGCCAGGGGUACAUCAUUCCCUGUGGUGUGUGUGUGGUGGGAGGGACGAAAAGCAAAGAGAGACAGCAUAGACUGAGCGAGUGCGGAGGCAGCUGGCUUCUGAGCCUCCGUUUUGAACUGGCCCUUCAUGGGGCCUCUGCAGCUCACAGAGUUCUGUUUCCAGGGGCCUGCACUGUGGCUCUGAGGGCAAAGUGUUUGCUCAGCAAGCAUGAGGACCUCAACUCCCGUCCCUCAGCACCCACAUAAAAAGCCAGGCGUGAUGGGAGUACAUCUAAAAUCCCAGCUCCGGGGGUUGGAGACAGGUCCCAGGGUCCACCAUCAAGUCAGUUCAGCAUAAGACUCCAUCUCAAAUAACAAUCCUGAGGAGCUCAGUGCGUGCCGGACAAGCCUGGCUAGCGGAGUUCAACUCCCCAGGUUCCGUGGAAAGGCAGAAGGAGAAAACUGACUUCCCAGUUUUGACCUACAUAUGUGCACCAAGACAUGUAAUCCAGACAUGCUCAUAGGCACACAGAAUAGUAAUAAGUGAGAGUGAGGGACACCUGCUGUCAACCUCUGGCCUCCUCGUGCACAUAAAGUACGAACACACAUCCUGUAGAAGUAGGCCCAUGCCAAAAAGAGAUGCCGUCUCCUGUACCAAGCCAUCCAGUGAGGGGCUGGAGAGUUGGCUCUUGGUCAACAGCGCCUGUUUUUUCUACUCCCACACAGAGGCUCACCACUAGGCACACGUGUGGUGCAUAGAUACACACACACACACACACAAAAGAACAAAAAUAAAUAUUUUUUAAUUAUUUUUUUAAAAAAAGAGAAAAGUCCAAUAAGGUCUACAGCCGUAUGCUUGAUCUCACCUGAAAAGAUCAGCAGGUCUGGCCUGAGGUGCAGCUGGAUCCGGAGCGCCAACAGAGGCUUCAGGGUUUUAUUGCUUUGAUAACAAGACUGUUUUCGCUCAGAUUCACUCACCUCCUCUUCGAAUGGAGCCACUCAAAGGAAAAGCCACAAGUGAGCUUGUCAUGCCAGCGCUCAGGAGGCUCAAGCUGAGGUGGUUUAAGGCUGACCUGAGUGACAUAAGAGACCCUGCAUCAAACCAUGAACACUCGUCCUGUGUUAGGGGUCAAACCCAGGGCCUCGUGCAUGAUAGGCAAGUGCUCUACCACUGAGCUACAAUGAAAAGAUAAAAGCUGCUUUGCAUAAGUGUAACUCUCCUGUAGCGAGUAUGGCCACAUGAUUAAUUCUUGGUCAAGCUGGCCGGUUCCAAGUUGGCUACUUUUUUUUUUUUUUUUUUAAACAGUUUCUCUGUGUAGCCCUGGUUGUCUUUGGAAUUCACUCUGUAGACCAGGCUGGCCUUGAACAGUGAUCCAUCUGCCUCUGCCUCCCAAGUGCUGGGAUGAAAGCAUGUAUCACCACCUAAGACUCUAGGACUACUCUUAAAGGGAAGGGGUGAGUCCUCCCUUUCCACUUUUCCUGGUUUCUGCUGGUUAGAAUGAAGGCAUGAGCUAACCAGUACGGUUGGGUGGUCACAUACUCUAAAUAGCUGAGCAACAAGUGGGAAGGCGCCUGGGCCCCUGGAGACAAAUAGCUGCUAUGGAGACUGCUGAGACCUGGAGAGUUA